Messenger RNA from Enhydra lutris kenyoni (northern sea otter), 3209 nucleotides. Its product is annotated as potassium voltage-gated channel subfamily B member 1. Bases 1 to 2577 code for a protein of 858 amino acids. The record is from RefSeq and is a predicted model, not a curated record. The transcript has 2 exons. Gene Ontology annotation, cellular component: membrane; voltage-gated potassium channel complex. Lineage: Eukaryota; Metazoa; Chordata; Mammalia; Carnivora; Mustelidae. Gene Ontology annotation, biological process: potassium ion transmembrane transport; protein homooligomerization. Gene Ontology annotation, molecular function: delayed rectifier potassium channel activity; protein binding.
AUGCCGGCGGGCAUGACGAAGCAUGGCUCCCGCUCCACCAGCUCGCUGCCGCCCGAGCCCAUGGAGAUCGUGCGCAGCAAGGCGUGCUCGAGGCGUGUCCGCCUCAACGUCGGGGGUCUGGCACACGAGGUGCUCUGGCGCACCCUGGACCGCCUGCCCCGCACGCGGCUGGGCAAGCUACGCGACUGCAACACGCACGACUCGCUGCUCGAGGUGUGCGACGACUACAGCCUCGACGACAACGAGUACUUCUUUGACCGCCAUCCAGGCGCCUUCACCUCCAUCCUCAACUUCUACCGCACUGGGCGGCUGCACAUGAUGGAGGAGAUGUGCGCGUUGAGCUUCAGCCAAGAACUUGACUACUGGGGCAUCGACGAAAUCUACCUGGAGUCCUGCUGCCAGGCCCGCUACCACCAGAAGAAGGAGCAGAUGAACGAGGAGCUCAAGCGGGAGGCCGAGACCCUGCGGGAGCGGGAGGGGGAGGAGUUCGAUAACACGUGCUGCGCAGAGAAGAGGAAAAAGCUCUGGGACCUCCUGGAGAAGCCCAAUUCUUCCGUAGCUGCCAAGAUCCUUGCCAUAAUUUCCAUCAUGUUCAUCGUCCUCUCCACCAUUGCCCUGUCACUUAACACGCUGCCUGAGCUGCAGAGCCUCGACGAGUUCGGCCAGACCACAGACAACCCCCAGCUGGCCCACGUGGAGGCCGUGUGCAUUGCGUGGUUCACCAUGGAGUACCUGCUGCGGUUCCUCUCCUCCCCUAAGAAAUGGAAGUUCUUCAAGGGCCCGCUCAAUGCCAUUGACUUGUUGGCCAUCUUGCCGUACUAUGUCACCAUCUUCCUCACCGAAUCCAACAAGAGUGUGCUGCAGUUCCAGAACGUCCGCCGCGUGGUCCAGAUCUUCCGCAUCAUGCGUAUCCUCCGUAUCCUUAAGCUCGCACGCCACUCCACGGGGCUCCAGUCCUUGGGCUUCACCCUGCGGAGGAGCUACAAUGAGCUGGGCUUACUCAUCCUCUUCCUCGCCAUGGGCAUCAUGAUUUUCUCCAGCCUUGUCUUCUUUGCUGAGAAGGAUGAGGAUGACACCAAGUUCAAAAGCAUCCCAGCCUCCUUCUGGUGGGCCACCAUCACCAUGACGACCGUUGGGUAUGGAGACAUCUACCCCAAGACUCUCCUGGGGAAGAUUGUUGGGGGGCUCUGCUGCAUUGCAGGGGUCCUGGUGAUUGCUCUUCCCAUCCCCAUCAUUGUCAAUAACUUCUCUGAGUUCUAUAAGGAGCAGAAGAGGCAGGAGAAAGCGAUCAAGCGGAGAGAGGCUCUGGAGAGAGCCAAGAGGAAUGGCAGCAUCGUCUCCAUGAACAUGAAAGAUGCUUUUGCCCGGAGCAUCGAGAUGAUGGACAUUGUGGUUGAGAAAAAUGGAGACAAUAUGGGUAAGAAAGACAAAGUGCAAGAUAAUCACUUGUCUCCCAACAAAUGGAAAUGGACAAAGAGGACACUGUCUGAAACUAGCUCAAGUAAGUCUUUUGAAACCAAGGAGCAGGGAUCCCCUGAGAAGGCCAGAUCAUCUUCUAGUCCUCAGCACCUGAACGUCCAGCAGUUGGAAGACAUGUACAAUAAGAUGGCCAAGACCCAAUCUCAACCCAUCCUCAAUACGAAGGAGUCAACAACGCAGAGCAAACCAAAGGAAGAACUUGAAAUGGAGAGUAUCCCCAGCCCUGUAGCCCCUCUGCCCACACGUACAGAAGGGGUCAUCGACAUGCGAAGCAUGUCGAGCAUUGAUAGCUUCAUUAGCUGUGCCACAGACUUCCCGGAAGCCACCAGAUUCUCCCACAGCCCUCUGGCCUCACUUCCCAGCAAGACUGGGGGCAAUAUGGCCCCAGAGGUGGGCUGGCGGGGAGCUCUGGCUGCCAGUGGUGGUAGAUUUGUGGAGGCCAACCCCACCCCUGAUGCCAGCCAUCGCUCUACCUUCUUCAUUGAGAGCCCCAAGAGUUCUCUGAAGACGAACAACCCCCUGAAGCUCCGAGCACUUAAAGUCAACUUCAUGGAGGGGGACCCCAGUCCACUAGUCCCCGUUCUGGGGAUGUACCAUGACCCUCUUAGGAACCGGGGGGGCGCUGCCGCUGCUGUCGCCGGACUGGAAUGUGCCACACUCUUGGACAGGCCUGUACUGAGUCCGGAGUCCUCCGUCUACACCACAGCAAGUGCUAGGACGCCCCCCCGAUCACCUGAGAAACACACAGCAAUAGCAUUCAACUUUGAAGCAGGUGUCCACCAGUACAUCGAUGCGGACACAGAUGACGAGGGGCAGGUGCUCUACAGUGUAGAUUCCAGCCCUCCCAAGAGCGUCCAGGCGAGCACCAGUCCCAAGUUCAGUGUCGGGACAAGAUCAGAGAAGAACCACUUCGAAAGCUCCCCCUUACCCACCUCCCCUAAGUUCUUAAGGCAGAACUGCAUUUACUCAACAGAAGCAUUGACUGGAAAAGGCCCCAGUGGCCAGGAAAAGUGCAAACUCGAGAACCACAUCUCCCCCGACGUCCGCGUGUUGCCGGGAGGAGGAGCCCACGCGAGCACACGGGAUCAGAGCAUCUGAGCUGCCUCCCCGCAACAGAGACUCGUGGCGAGACCCGAGAGGCGUGCCGUCCAGCUUCCCUGCCGCAGAGCCUUUCCGCACGAACUCAGAAAGGCUCUGCAGAGCCUCCAGACAGAAGCAAAACUCUAGGGGAGGCUCCCUAGGUCCUAGAGAGCCACGACAGGUACGACAGAAUGCAGUCGGCCAAGCCACAGGAUGUGGCAUCUCUUUGUACCAAGUUCACUGCCCUCUUUGGGAGAUGACGUGGGCAGAACUCACAGCCACCACUACCACAUGCUGGACCUAACGAAGGCCACCUACUCCUCACUUGUCUGUCAUGGCGUCCAUCACAGCCUCGGGGGGAGGGGGGCGCGCAGCCUCUCCAGCCCUCCCGGCUUCAGCUGGAGAAGGACGCCGGAACAAGCAGCUGGGCUGACCAAUUUGGUUUUGGAUGUUCCCUGGCCACCUCUAGGAACUCCUGUCCAUCACCUCCUGGAUGGAUCCCGCUGUUAAGAAGGCUACAGAGGAUACUCGUGUCAUGGGGAAAUUUCCACACCAUCAGCCACGAUCCCAGCGCGAAACCCUUACUCAAAUGUCUUCAUUGACUUCAGUGUUCCAUAGUACCUGAGAUUUUAUUCUGAGAUUUCGUCAGG